Messenger RNA from Phyllostomus discolor (pale spear-nosed bat), 1066 nucleotides. It is a transcript of the gene TNNT3, whose product is annotated as troponin T3, fast skeletal type. Gene Ontology annotation, molecular function: troponin C binding; tropomyosin binding; troponin I binding. The record is from RefSeq and is a predicted model, not a curated record. The transcript is spliced from 17 exons. Gene Ontology annotation, biological process: sarcomere organization; regulation of muscle contraction; muscle contraction. Bases 111 to 899 code for a protein of 262 amino acids. Gene Ontology annotation, cellular component: troponin complex. Lineage: Eukaryota; Metazoa; Chordata; Mammalia; Chiroptera; Phyllostomidae.
GUCACUAUAACACGAGGGCGUGGGCCCGAGGGCGCAGUGCCUGAGCCACUCGUGUCCACAGGGAGCGCCAGCCCUUUCUCCGGACUCGGCCGCAGGGAACGCCCGCCACCAUGUCUGACGAGGAAGUUGACCAGGCAGAGGAGCAGUACGAGGAGGAAGAGGAGGCCCAGGAGGAAGAAGUCCAUGAGGAAGCCCACCCAGCUCACGAACCAGAGGAGGUCCAAGAAGAGGAGAAACCCAGACCCAAACUCACGGCUCCCAAGAUCCCGGAAGGGGAGAAGGUAGACUUCGAUGACAUCCAGAAGAAGCGCCAGAACAAGGACCUCAUGGAGCUGCAGGCCCUCAUCGACAGCCACUUCGAGGCGCGCAAGAAGGAGGAGGAGGAGCUGAUCGCGCUGAAGGAGAGGAUCGAGAAGCGCCGCGCGGAGAGGGCGGAGCAGCAGCGGAUCCGCGCGGAGAAGGAGAGGGAGCGCCAGAACCGGCUGGCGGAGGAGAAGGCCCGGAGGGAGGAGGAGGACGCCAAGAGGAGGGCGGAGGACGACCUCAAGAAGAAGAAGGCCUUGUCCUCCAUGGGCGCCAACUACAGCAGCUACCUGGCCAAGGCCGACCAGAAGAGAGGCAAGAAGCAGACGGCCCGGGAGAUGAAGAAGAAGAUCCUGGCGGAGCGGCGCAAGCCCCUCAACAUCGACCACCUCAGCGACGACAAGCUGAGGGAGAAGGCCAAGGAGCUCUGGGAAACCCUGUACCAGCUGGAGACCGACAAGUACGAGUUUGCGGAGAAGCUGAAGCGCCAGAAAUACGACAUCACCAACCUCCGGAGCCGCAUCGACCAGGCCCAGAAGCACAGCAAGAAGGCCGGGGCCACGGCCAAGGGCAAGGUCGGCGGGCGCUGGAAGUAGAGCGGCCAGUGGGGACCCCGAGGCAGAGACCGGCGCGGGGGCCGCCCCCACGCUGGGCCCCGGCCCCCAGGUCUGGGGGUGGGGGGCCCGCUCCCGAGAACCCCCCUGUCUCUGUCCUUACCGCCCCACCCCGGGGUCUGUGAAUAAAGCCGUCAGACCCCCCUCCA